This is a messenger RNA of Nicotiana tabacum (common tobacco), 1656 nucleotides long. RefSeq names its product F-box/FBD/LRR-repeat protein At1g13570-like. NCBI's taxonomy places the organism in Eukaryota, Viridiplantae, Streptophyta, Magnoliopsida, Solanales, Solanaceae. Gene Ontology annotation, molecular function: protein binding. The record is from RefSeq and is a predicted model, not a curated record.
ACCAAAAUCCAAUUCCCAAUCAGACAGGGAAGCGACAGGUCUUAUGUUCUCACUUCUAUAAAACCUUUGUGUUCAUCGACUUUGCCGCUGUUGAAUUCACUGUCCAAACCCCAAACAUCAAACUCCGAUUGUAUGUUUUCCUUCUUGUCUCUCUUCUCUUUAGAUAAUAAUUAGCCCGAAACCCCCUCCCCUUUUAAUGAAGUCAGAAUGGCGAUGACAGAUAGCUGUAAGAGACUUGCAGUUGGAGGGGACAAACUCGAUAGGCUUACGGAUCUUCCUAUUAAUGUUAUACACCAGAUUCAGGAUCACAUGUCUAUUGAGGAUGCUGCAAAAAUGAGUGUUUUGUCUAGAGAAUGGAGAUAUGUUUGGGUUUCAAACCCGAAGCUCGCAUUUGGUGCACAGUUUUACAAAAAGAGAAAGCUAUCCACCACAACAGACGUCAUUAGUACAAUUGUCUCGCAGCACCAUGGAGUAAUUAAGAAGUUCCACUCAAUAAUACAUUCUUCUCAGCACUCAGUUGUUGAUGAAUGGAUGCUAUUGUUGUCAGGAAAUGGUCUCACUGAUCUCACCCUUCAUAACCUAACCAAUUCCAAGGCUCCAUACAGAUUGCCUUCCUGUGUGUACGGUGUGGAACUAGAACGGUUAGUCCUGUGGAACUGCAUUUUCAGGCCGCCAUGCAGUUUUAGGGGUUUCCACAAGCUCAAAAGGCUUAAUCUAAAGCAAGUGUCCUUUGAAUUAGACAUUUCAACUGCUUCCCUCUGGAUGCCAAACCUUGAGAGACUGAAUUUUAUGCAAUGCAGCGGUCUUCGUCACUUAAAUAUAUAUGCACCUGAACUUUUACUUUUAACAUUCUAUGGCUGUGGCACUGACGCCCUUAAACCGGGUCCCUUCAUGGACUGUGUGAAGCUGGAAAGUGCUGGAGUUUCAUUCCAAGAAGAAGUUUCACAAAACAGACAAGAUAAAGCAGUGAAAUUGACAAAUCUUCUCAGCAGCUGGCCUAACAUUAGUUUUCUUCUUCUGGACCGGUACUUUCUCAAGCUUUUGCUUCUGGUACUGAAGUGGAUGGGCUUCCCACGAGCCUCAGCAGAUUGAGAGUUGUCUAUCUUCACAAUUACAAUUUCGACGGUGAAAAUCAAAUAUCUCCCCUUGUAUGCAUCCUCAGAAGUUGUCCCAAUUUGAAGGAACUUAUAUUUCUUUUGGGCAAGAGGAAGAAAAGUGGCAUGAAAUUGGAUGUAAAUCUUCUUGAAGGACCAGGCUCAGGCUGCAAUAACCUUCAAAUUUUGCAAAUAAAAAAGUUCCAUGGUUCAACAACUGAAUUGUGGUUUGUAAAGUUUAUACUUGUCUUUGCCCCUUUACUCAGGAAGGCCAUCCUUUUGGUAGAGAGAAGUGUUGGUGAAAGACAAUUCUCGAAAAUCUCAAACAAGUUGAAGCAGCUUCCUCGAGCAUCUCCUAAUUCGGAAAUAAUAUACAAACAAUACUGUUCGGUAAAACAAGCCAGGCACGGUUGAGAGAGCAUACCCCUCUUCUUGACUUAUGUCUGUUUUUGUGACUACUUAUGAGAGAGCAGAGGAUCCUAUAUUGUGUAAAAUUUGAAGGAAAUUUGACUUCAUUUCUCAUAAAUAGCACUUCUUCAAACAUGUAUUAUCCAUUCAUCCA